UUAAGUUCAUUAAUCACCAUUAUAGUUAUAUAAUAAAUAUCCAACGAGUCUUAACGUAAACGAGUGAAAGGCGAAGUUAUUCAUUUAGUGCAUUUUUUUUUAGGGUUGGGGUUUUUCUCGAUAACCAAACGACUGAUCGAUGUUCAGUCGACGCGCUGUCUCGGGUAAAAACAAUAGCUAGUCAGUGUGCGGGGUCCAUGUGCGUGCAAUGAGAUUUAACCGGGGCCUGUGGCUGCUCGUAAAGCAGUUGGAGAGGUUAAUAACGAUGCAUUAUAUUUCCUUUGUGCUACUGUGUUUCCCUGCUGCAUACCGGCCCGGUGAGGCUUGUGCAGCCGGGAGCAGCUCCGACACGCUGCUGCUGUGCAGGGCGUGCGGACACGAGCUGGCUGUCGGGACAGACAUCCACUUCGUCCCCAGUCGUCUGGCUCUCUCCAGUCGCAACGACACGCAGCUCGGAGGUCGGAGGGUUAAUAUACAGCUUUUUGAAAACCCCCACGGACACCGAUUUGAGGUGAUCACGUUCAGAAACGCGGACGUAACGCAGCAUUGGCCGGCAGAUAAACGCUUCUCCUGGUUCCCUGGGUACGCAUGGACCGUGGCCACCUGUCCUCGGUGUAAUACUCAUUUAGGUUGGGGUUUCCAGCCCAUCAACUGGCCAGACACAAUCACAAAAACCAGAUUUGAGGAGUCAGAGCACACCUUCCUGGCUUUAAUCACCCAUCAACUGUUAAGAGAAGACUUUGCCUCGAGCCUUCUCGUGACCCCAAAAUCUUUUGUGAGCUGAUGUGCGUUGACUGUAAAAUUAUAAACCAGGUGCCUUUGCUGCUACCUAAAUCUAUUUUUUAAAUAAAUAAAUUUCUAU
Molecule: messenger RNA, 862 nt
Organism: Scomber japonicus (chub mackerel)
Lineage: Eukaryota; Metazoa; Chordata; Actinopteri; Scombriformes; Scombridae
Exons: 2
Coding region: 209-784 (191 amino acids)
Source: RefSeq, a predicted model, not a curated record